UUGCUUGCGCAGAGCGGUGGACUGGACACCGUACAUCAGACGCUCCCGAAGGAGUACAAAAACCACUGGUCCAAGCGACAAGGGACUGCGAUGUGGAUGAAAACAGGAUCCGGCAGCCUGGGCGUCGGGAAUGAUCCAGACGCGGCGCUUCUGGCAACGGACUGCCCGUCGUCGCCCUCCUCUGCUCUCGGUUCGCGCACGUCGUCGUCCUGGGUGGCCUCAAGGUUCCCGUGGCGCUGGCUGGCAGGCGCCGCCCUGAUGUCCGCCGCCACGGCAACAGUUCUGACGAUCGCCUACCAGGUGCUCUUCCCGGAGGAUACCCCGUGCGAUACCGCUGGCUGUGAGCAGGAGGUCUACCGGCUGACGGCCAACCUGGAUGAAAGUGCGCAGCCGUGCCACCACCUGUACAGCUUCGUCUGCGGAGGGACCAAGUGGACGCCGCAAGGGGGCAACACACUAGCCGAGGUGCACGCCGCCAACCUGGCACGGCUGAACGACACGCUGCACAAAUCCGCCACGCUGGUUCUCCCGCCGUCGGCAACCACUACGGAGACCGCCACGCCGCCCACGUUCCGAGAGUUGUCCGCCCUGUUCACUGGCUGUCACGUGGCAUAUCGCAUGGAACUCGACCUGCACGAUACAAUGUAUGGCUUCCUGCAGGACGUUGGCGUCAGCGCACGCACUUGGCUGCUCGACGUCAACAGCCCUGAGCGUCUUCUAGAUAACGUCGUGGAGCUGUCCCUGAAGUCCGACGUGCCCAGCUUGCUGUGGUUGCACCAGAACCCGGACUCGGGCCUUCUAAGCGUGGAGCCGGCGAGGCCGCUAUUUGCGGGCCCGGUGCUUCGCGACUGCUCGGAACACGACAGCCAAGAGCAGCUCACGCAGAGAGUGGUCAGCGCCAUUGACGAGGUCACGCAGAACGUGGACGAGCUGGCCCACGACCUGGCGCACCUGCACGCCGAGCUCAGCACGAAGUUCGUGCCUCGCAGAGAAACCGUGCUCAUGAAGAUGCAGAAGGCCUUCCACUUCCUUAACGCCUCUCAGCUGCGAUCAUGGCUGCACAUCUUCCAGAAGCAUUUGCCCCACCGGAAUCCUGCGCACAGACUGAGACCGGACUCUGUGGCACUCUUCCGGCAUCCGCACCUGCUCCCCAAUGUCACCAUGACAUCGUUCGGCCAGACCUUCGCCAGCGCUGGAGUCUCCCUGGGAAAAUUGUUCGUGCUGUCGACGCUGCUCGAACCCGUGUUCGAGUGGGAGUACCAGAGGCACUCUGUGGUCGAAAAGGACGACAGCUUCGAGGUCGUCCGCAUUUGCGCCAAGAUGGCGUGGGAGAUAAUGCCAAAGACGUGGAUCAAGUUCUCGACCCGAGUGCUAGUCCAGGACAGGCGGGACCUCGCAGAGCUGAGGCGUAUGGCACAGAUUGUUCUGGAUGGCGUGAAGAACGACUAUCGCACGGUGGUCACGUGGCGCACGAAGCUGGGCAAAGUGAAGGUGCUGGAACACCUGAACGUUCUGCGUUGGCGCCUUCCCGAUGAGCGCGACUACGACUACGACAUGUCCCUGCGUUCUCCUCUACUGCAUGCCAAGGUCAACAGGACGUAUUUCUCGAGAGUGGCUUCGCUAAGGCUGCUCGCUCGAUGGGAGAGCGGCGAUACUUCCUGCAUCGACGACAUUCGCUCCGACCCAGAAUGCGUCGCACCCGAGCGAGCCUUGGUGCGCUACGAGUACGACCGGAACCUCCUCUGGGUGACGCCCGGGGCCCUGGUGCAGCCGCUCUUCUACAGCGGCGCUGAACCGCACAUCAACCUGGCCACGCUGGGGGCCUUGCUGGCCUACGAACUGUGGAGCGCGGCCCGUAGGCAUGUCCCAGCUCUGCAACCACCUGGUGACGUGUCCUCGUUCGAGGAUGAAGUCUCCUGUCUCGUGACAGCUUACCGCAACAUCACCAACGACACGACCCCGGCCAAGUUCGUGGCGACCGAAAUAUACAGCCGGCAGAUGGCGUUGCGCACCGUCAUGGACUCCGCCCGCAAGUCCUUCCAACCGGCCAGGCGCUCAACGGGCAGGUGGCCCGACGUGGGCGAGGCUCAGCUUCUGUUCGUGCGCUACUGCUCGCUGUUCUGCGCGCGCCAGUCUGCGGGAAGGACGCGAGUCGCGCAGUGCGACCUGCCCGUGGCGUCGAUGCCCGAGUUCGCGAUCCUGUUCCGCUGCGGCCGCGUCGAUAACUUGGGUGCAGUGGCCGCCGACUGCGGGCCUACGUAGGUGCGGGUCAAGGCGUGGUUCGCGACGCCGACAUAGCUGUCAACCUGUGGCCGUUACUAGCACCGUCGUUUCGACGACGUCGUCCUGCUGUUUCGAGGCACACUCGUUAUCCUUGUAUAUCGCCUAAUUUUUCUCUUUGGUUAAUUUGAUCGGUUUCUUAAUGCAUUCACGCCUAGUAAUAAAAUAACCAAACUUUUUUUCCAAUUCCA
Dermacentor albipictus is the source of this 2471-nucleotide messenger RNA. RefSeq lists its product as uncharacterized. Gene Ontology annotation, cellular component: plasma membrane. Gene Ontology annotation, molecular function: metalloendopeptidase activity. The record is from RefSeq and is a predicted model, not a curated record. NCBI's taxonomy places the organism in Eukaryota, Metazoa, Arthropoda, Arachnida, Ixodida, Ixodidae. Gene Ontology annotation, biological process: protein processing.